Cydia pomonella (codling moth) is the source of this 9315-nucleotide messenger RNA. It is a transcript of the gene Sptz, whose product is annotated as zinc finger FYVE domain-containing protein 26 homolog. Gene Ontology annotation, molecular function: phosphatidylinositol-3-phosphate binding; metal ion binding. The coding region runs from base 353 to 7198 and encodes 2281 amino acids. Gene Ontology annotation, cellular component: midbody; lysosomal membrane; centrosome. NCBI's taxonomy places the organism in Eukaryota, Metazoa, Arthropoda, Insecta, Lepidoptera, Tortricidae. Gene Ontology annotation, biological process: double-strand break repair via homologous recombination; regulation of cytokinesis; mitotic cytokinesis. The record is from RefSeq and is a predicted model, not a curated record. The transcript has 18 exons.
CACAUUCCUAUAUACUUACUUUACUCUUUGUUCCACACUCCAUAAUACUGAUAGAAGUGUCACUGUCUGCUGUGAGUGAAGUGACAGUGACAGAAGGUUUAGGUUUACGAUCGAGCUAUGCUGAAUUGACAAUUUAUUAAUAAAAUAAACUGUAAAUUUAUUAUAUUAUACAAAUGCCGAAUCAUAAUCAGUAGAAGUCUCAAUUUUCUUGUUUCUGACAAAUUUCCCUUCAUAGCCGGAGUAUGCUUCUCGACCAGUAAAAGCAUUAUUUUGUAUCAGAAUGAAGGAAACUUCCAGUUGGAAGUAGGAGUUGCAUUGGACUGUUAGAAACAGUUUUAAAUGCACUGGUAAAAUGGAUGGAUCUGAAAAAAUGAAGGAGGGCGAACUGAAAUAUCUGUUACGCCUCCUCGACAACCUCUCGCAGGAGGUCUUUGAGGAAAUACUACAGUUCUUCUAUGACAUAGAGGAAUCCAAACCAUGUAGAGACAUCUCAAAUGAAACUUUAGCAUUUUUGAAGCAAAACCUCAUCAGCAACCCAGUCACCACCUCCAUCAUCCUGAGGUACCUGCAGUUCCACCUCACGCAAAAUAACUUGAACACUAACAAAAUUCAAAUACUUUAUCUGGAAGUGCUAGUAAAUGAUUUAUCAACAACUGAUAGCAUUGACAAGACAAUCACAUUGAUGUCCUUGGUGAAAUGGGAAGAUCAAUUUAUACCCCAAUUCACGCAACAAGUCCUCAAACUGGUCUCUGAUGACACAUACAGGCAGUAUAAAAAACAGAUUCUAAUUGGUUUAGUACCCCAAGAAAGACCAGAACUCUUAAAGGUUACUUCAGAGUUCAUACAGCAGAAUGAGCCACAGAAAGAAUUCAAAUUGACUCCAGAGUACAUGCUGGAACUCUGUUACCAAGACAAGACACAUUGGCUUUUGAAAGCCGCUCAAGUGUACAAGCACCAGCUUCAUGAUAUGAAGAAUGUCACUUUCAAAAUCAACAACUUCACUAAGCAAAUACUCAUAAUGGUUCUUAUAGAUUUGACAAACAGCCCAGAAACUUAUGACUUACCAUCUCUAGUUCACCAACUGACUAAUAUAUUUUCAAUAUUGGACACUUAUUCCACUCCUGAUGAACAACUACAAUUCUAUAUCACAGAAGUUAAGAGAGAGUUGACCAUAAUUAAGUUUUGCUUAGAAAACAAUUGUAAAAUCAUGACCACGUCAAUAUUUAGCCAGGCUUUGACACAAAGUGCUCUAGCAUUAAUUUCCCAAGUGUGCAGGCUUCCAAAAGUAGACAGAUAUAAAGUAUCAAGACUUUUGAAUACAAACAAUGAUAUAAUAACUGAAUUAAUGACAUUACAAGGGAGUACCAGGAGACCAAAAGGUGAUCAGAAUUUAAACUGGGACAUAGUGACUUAUAACAGCUAUUGUUCUAUCACUAAAAUUAUAGACACAAUACUAAAUGCAGCUGAAGGCUCUGAGGAUGCUGUAGAAAUUACCUCUUCCCUAGACGAAGUAAAACGCGUGGUCUUAUCCAUACAACCCAUGCAAGCAUGCAUCGAAGUUAUCGAGAACAUUUUCGCAUGCCUUUUCUUAAGAUACGAGUUCUUUUCGUGCCACGAGCAUUAUCAAGAGUUUCCGUGCGGCACUCAUUCAGACUGUUCAUACUUUUAUUCAAAAAAACAAGUGAAAAAUCCGAAAGGGAACAAGACCGCCAGCGCUGGCUUCAUGUGUAACGCCAUGACGAUGCAGAUUAUUUUAAAUACAUUGAAAUUGUGCUUAGAGUCUUUGGAAGAUAAUGUGAACGCAGAAACAACAGACAGCAUGGUCAUGUCGAGGUUGAAACGCCUUGUGAAGGUUGUGAACCACUCUCUUUGGAAGCUGCAGUUAGUGUCCACUCUCCCGCCCGACACGGGGCCGCUGCAGCUAAAACUAUGCUUAGAUUACGUGGAAGUUGACGAGAGCAGCGAGGAAGAGGAUCGCGAGCUUGACUUGAGGAGCUCUAGGAGAAAAUUGAGGGUGCGGAGACGACACACGAACCCUAAGCCUGAUGUUGAUCAGGUGAUGUUAGCAUCUACAAUCUCUGCUAGUGAAGAUGUAACCAGUUCUACAAAAGGAAACAUUGACUUCAUCUCCGUAAUGCUGGCCAAGCCUAACAGUCUGGUGGCAUUGGCCCUCUAUCACAAUGAUUUCUCUAAAGCCAAUCAAAUCAUAGAGAUGUUCGAUCUAGCCGAUGCCGAAAUCGCAACAGAGGUCUCGUUCACCGAGCAGCUACGCCACCUUGUAGCGAAGAUCAAAAACAUUAUUUACUACAAAGGCGACACUCCCUACGCUACCAAAGAACUGUCCGCCCUUUCCGUAGUAUCCACGGAAGUUAUGGGGCUGGUCGAAGGGUUCCUAGCUUCAAACAGGCCUCCUAACUUUUCAUUUGACGUGAUUCAACUAGCCGCUUGCCAUCCUCACCUACAGCUGUAUAGCCAUCAGAACGCAUCUUUCAUCAACGCUGUAGACAUUCUUUUAAGCAGCGGGCUGAAUAGAGAAAUAACCUAUGGAUUAAUCAAUGUUGUCGAACGAAAACUGGCUGAAGUACGCUCGUCUACGGACGUGACUGCCGUUAAAAAGAUCAACUACAUCAGAUUCAUCGAAGAUAUAGCCAGCGUUACCUUCGAGAUCUUUGGCAAUACGGAAAAGUCCUUCGACUUCAUCGACAACGUAUGCGGCCUCAUCGCAGACUGCCGAAUACCAAUCAAACAUAAAGAAUUCUGCAAAAUGAACCAGCUGUCUAAAGAACUACGUCAAUGCUGCGAGGAUUUAGCAGACAUCGUCAACCCUAACAAGAAUAUCGAUCCGAAUUUGCUGCAAAAAUACCAUCAGAUUUACAUGAACAUCGUAGCCGCGUCUGACAAAGACUUGUGCAAUAUAGGAGAAGUAUCUCGACACGGAAAUAAGAAGACGAGAACGCACUACCUAAGGAUGUGCUACAUGUAUUGUAAAACAGUAUCUCAGCUAGAACUGGAAGAGAACGCCUCAACCUCAACAGAAUCCUCCUACUUCACAGUAUUAGAGAAGCAACUGCACGACAUAUUCGGCAGCAUGAUCAAUACUAAAGAAAUUCCAGUCACGUACUUGGAGCCUAUUUGCAAGAAGCUGAACGUGAAUCUGAUACCAAAAUUAAUAUUGAAUUUUUGCCCGUCGAUUAUUCUAACACCUCACAUGGAAGCCAGCGAGAUAAACUUUAACAAUUUGCUUCAAGCUGUAUAUGAGUUUAAAAAUACGGAGGAAAAUUUGUUUUUGGAACCAGACACAAAUAUGGCUCCUUUACCGCGCGCGCCGACGCCUCAAUGCCUCACGUACAUCGUAUUACACAAUUGGGUGUUGGCGCAUUUGAUCAAAAAGAUUCACACAUCGCCGAACGAGAACAGCUUUCAGCAGAGCAUGGACGCACGAACGAGAUACCUGAACAAUUAUAUGGAACUGGAAAGAUUUAACUUCACCAAGGUUCUCUUUGGGGGUAAUAAGUAUUUAGCGUCUCUGCAUACCACAAUUGAUCUCGACAAGUUGUUCCUGUUCUUGCCUCAGCUGAUUGAAGCUGGAAAGUUACUAAAAUGCCUGAAUAUAAUUGAUGCACUCUCUGAGAGACAAGUACUGUGCAGUGCUAAUUUGAUGAACCUGCGAGAUCUAAUUCUAUUCAAACUGGCGAUUCACCCGAAGAUAGAGCACAAUUGGAAAUACUGUCAGUACCUGAAGUGUUCGGAGCUGAAAGUUAAUCUCAUUCUGAACAAUCUGAACAGUUGGCCUGCCGAGGGAGCUUUGGAGGUUUUAGAUUAUUUGAGAUUCCUACUGGACCGGGAAGUAUUAGACGAAGAUUUACACGAGAAAUGCUCUAAUUGGAUGGUUAAAAUACCACUAUAUAAUCAGAUCGCGUCAAUAAUGGGCUCCAGCCAUUGGUACGACGUUUACGAACAUUCCAUGAAUAACCCCGAGAAUGUAAUAGAAGUUCUGAUGGACAGUCAGCAAUUCCAACUUUGCCUGGACUGGGCCGAGGUCCACGAGGUCUCGGAGCACAUGAAACACUUGAUCAUCAUGAAUCUCUUACGACAGUUGUUUGAAUACACGAAUCAAGCCACUCCUUCUCUAGUUGGUGAACUUUUGUCAAGCUUGCCAACUAGUCAGGCGAUGGAUCUCAUCCAAGAGGAAAUGUCUAAAGUCAGAAACGUUGACAUACUCCAAGUUUGUGUAGACUUCGUCUCUGAAAAUUCUUCAGAUUGGAAGUCGUUUGAAAACAUCAAGAUCGGCUUGCAGAUCAUGCUAGAAAUAGAUGUUAAUCUACGCCAGAUGUUCUGGGAGUUAAUCGAAAAACCUCUGCUGAUGCUUGAGCAAUUUCUCAUGAACGCCAAACUAGAUGUACUUUCAGUAAUUAUUAACAAGAUCUCGAGUAAUUUGAAGAAAGAUCCCAGCGGAGACAACUUGUACUAUAAUAUAAAAUUGAUAGAUAGCAUAGUGAUUUCAAGGAACUCUGUGGAUGCCUUGCUCCGUUUCUACGCCGAGAAGGCUUUGGACAUGAACCCUAAGAACACUUGUGUUGCUCCGCCAAAGCCUUCGGAAGAUUCCCUCAUGCAGUCUAUAGAUUCUAUCAACAUUGAAGCAGCGUCGAGGCCAUUUGUAAUGCCGGAGCAGGUGCCCUCGAAGGAGCAAUGGGCGGAGGACUACUCGACGGAUCGGUGUAUGGUGUGUCAGACGUCUAUAUUCUCUAUGAUAAUUCGGAGGCAUCAUUGUAGACGGUGUGGCAGGCUUGUGUGCCAUGUUUGCUCGAGGAACAGAAUGCAGGUGCCAACAUACCCAAGCAGCGUAAAAUUCCGCGUAUGCAACGAUUGCUACACUCAAACUACCAACAAGAAGCACUCCUCAGACCAAGACAACAUGAUGCUGAGCAGUAACUCCGAUUCUGCCGGCAGCGGCAUCACUUGUAUGGACUGGUGUUUAUCGAACAAUUCUGGGAAAAAUGAAGCUGUGAGGGCAGAGUUCGGAUUCGAAUUUACCCCGAAUGUUACUCUGUGUUUGAGUAUUAUGAAGAUGCACUCGAUCAGCUUGGAAUAUCCGAAGUUUCUCCUCGACCGGAGCGACGAGAUCGCCCGCGCGGUGUCGGGCGGCGGCGACGCGCGGCUGCUGGUGCGCGCGCGCCGCUCGCUGCUGCUGGCCGCCGCCGAGCUGUAUUCGCGAGCGCCGCACGAGAUCGCCGGCAGCGGGCGCGGACGCAUAGCGGAGACGGGCGCGGCGCACGCGGCGCGCUGCCUGGCGCACGCGGACGCUAUGGCCACACUCGUGCAGCAACAGGCGCACCACCUCGUGCCGCGCAUACAGCACCCGAGUCAAAUAGUCCGCUCCCUUCUAGAAGCCGAAAAAUGGGAGCUGGCUCUAGAAAUAGCCACCAAAUCCGGGAUCCCUCGCAACAGCGUGUUAGCCGCCUGGGGCAAGGCGUGUCUCAAGGCGGGCUGUUUCAAGCAAGCCAGGGAGAAGUUCGCGCACUGCUUCAAGAACACUGUGAACGUGUGCAUGGAGGUGGCCGAGGACUGCGAGUACGGGAGGGAGGCUUCUGAGCAGUUCUUGAAUAGGAGGCUGCAAGGUUUAAGACAGUCAGAACGAACCAGCUCAGUGUCAAGCACCCAAUCCGAAGGCCGCCCUCGAGCCAACCCGCCCCUGCUCAACGAGAUCAUCAGCAUGCUCGAGGACAUGAACUACCCCGUCAACCAGCACAUCCUCAACAAGGCGGAGACUAUGAAGUCAACAAACGAAAAACUUACAUCCCAAAACGCAAGCAAAAAGCGUAUCCAAGUCACCGAGCCAGCCCUCAACAUAAUGCACAUACUAGCGAGCGUGAAAAAAAUCAAACAGGGAGACUAUAGCGACUUCCAAACGGCCACCGUGCAGCCUAAGAAAAGCCUCGCACAAGGAUUACUAAGAAGAAACAACAAUCACGAGCCUAAAGUCGACCAUCUAGUCAAAAAACUGGACCCAUUCUUUUAUAAAGAAUGUGUUUAUUACUUAACUAACUACGGUUCUCACGUAGCCAACAUAGCGUUCUAUAUGAAGUAUAAGAACAUGUCAGAGGUGUUGACGUAUUGCUACGAUAACUUGGUGGAUAAGGAGACGUUUACGGAGUCGGUGUAUAUGGAGUGUUUGAAGAAGGAUAAGGUCAACGAGCUGCUGAAAGCUAUGAGUGAUGUGGAUAGCACGCUGGAUUUGUGGUCGGAAUACAUAAUGCACAUCUGCCGCACGCUCGAAGCCACUAAGCGCCUCGAGGCACUGUACGCGCUGCAGUGCGGCUCCGGGCAGCACGCGCGCGCCUCGGCCACCUGCGCGCUGCUGUACGCGCGCCCCGCGCGAGGCGCGCCCUUCGCCGUACUACACGGCCGCAGCGGGACCGCGGCCGCCGCGCUCCAUCAUCUCUCGCAGUGUGUUCCUUUACGAAACCGAACAAACGACCCGAAAUCCAUCCACUUCCACCUAGACAAAGUGACGAUAGACAACCUCAUGACCACAAUAUCGCGUCAAAUGGAAGUCGCAAAAUACUUAGCAGCGAACGAAGCGGCCGGCCGUUUACCACUUAACGUCAUAGAUGAGGUUAUACCAGUGCAGAGCAGGAGGGACCCGGACGCAAAGGAGUUUAGACCACUUACGUUAUUCGGAUCGAAUACGGACAAGAUACGGAUAGUCGCUUUAAUACUGGCUACCGGACAGUCUGUUAAGGAUGGAUUCGACUUAUCUUUCAAGGUAAUAACAGAGCACAAGCUGGACUCUAUGAACAUCUACACACAUGUAGCCAAGUAUCUGGUGAACACCGACCGCUUCAUGGAAGUGAAGACUUUGGCCAAGUGCAUCAGGGAAUCCAAGGAAACUGCGUCCAGCCUGAUGAGCGACCAAGUGCUGGAGUGGGGAGUGGGCGCGGUGGUGGCGCGCUGCGAGGCGCGCGGCCAGCUGCACGACGAGCAGGCCGAGCUGCUCAUACAGCACGUGUCCAGCCUCAGCAUUAAGAUAUCAUGCUACCUACUCUGCCGGAACGUAAGCAACGCGUACAUACUAGCGGCGCGCCAUGAGCGCACCAACGAGCUGCGCCGCGUGCUGCACGAGGCCGAGCGCCUCGGGCACGACCAGGUGCGCUCCGCCUGCCUCAAGCGGCUCACCGCCAAGUCCACCAUCAACUGAACGUGCAGCUAUAUCUUCAAUGCAGGACUCGAUGUUUAGACGAAUGGCAUGUAUGAUGAAUAGGGUCCACACAAAGCGAGUUGUCUCGCGAGUAAAUGCCGCGCGAAGCAGUUAAGUCUUGCCUCGGGCGAGGGGCGGCUAUUACUUCGCGAGGCAGUUGUUUUUGUGUGAACUCGCCUAAUAAAUAAAAUUGUACGAAAAUAUAAGGCACAAAAGCAUAAAAGGCGCUGACACUGUAUUUUUUUUUUACAAGACGCAUUAUUUAUGCAAGGCCACUCUAAGGUGCAAUACUUGUAACAAUGUCUUGACUUAGCUUGAAUGACUUGAUUAGUUUUGUUCUGCUACACUCAUAAACUUGCUAAUUAGAAAGAGUUAUAAGUAUAUACUGUAACUGACAAUUAUUUAACCUUAUUGCAAAUGAUUAAGGGCCACAAUUGGUCACUUAAGUGUUGCUGUUAGUAUAUGCUCGCUGUUUUAAUAGACCUUUUAUAGAAAAACGUGACAAUAACACAAGUUUGAAUGUUCAUAGUCUGACGUUUACCAACCAUCCAACACAAUAAUAUUCGAACUUUUCAAAUCACACUGUAUGCUUAUAUUACUUGUCAUUAUAACUAGAGAUGGUAGCUAGUCAGUUUUAGAAUAAUGUUACCUGCUUACCUUUGGCAAUGGCUAUAAUUAAACAUAUUCACUGUAUAUAUUAUUUUGAAAAGGUUUUUGACUCGAGACGAUAGUGUAUUUGUACUUGUUUAUAAAUUCGAGAAGUGACAGGAAAUUUCAUAAAAUGACAAUGUCCAAAUUUUAUUAAAAAUUAAAUAUAGAUUUGAUACAUUUUAACAAGGUCUAUUUAGGACUAUUAUCCAAACCAAAUGAAGUGUAAUACUUGAAGCCAGUUAGUAGUACCUGUCGAUUCACAAGAGCUGGCACGAAUUGAAUGAACGAGCGAAUGAAAUAACUAUGUGUGUUACACUUUAACCAAUAAAAUAAAAUGGUGGCUCUGACUGUGUACCGAUACAGGGCUAUAACCGCGAAAACCCAAGUUCACCAACUGCCACACCAUCUUUCUCUGUUACUCUAAUUACGCCUUAAUGGGAGUAAAAGAGAAAGAUGCCCACAAUUUGCGAACUUCGGUGUUCGCGGUAGGAUUCCAAUUACUCAUAUGAAAGUUUUGUUAAUUCAAUUCUUGCCAGCUUUCAUGAAUCAACCUGUACCUGCUCGUGCACUGACUUCUAAAUGCAAUUAGUUUUUUUUAUCUGUAAGUAUUAAAGGAAUUAUGAUAUUUAUUAGGAAUUAUGAUAUUAUAGUAUUUUUCUUUGUUAACCAAAUCAAAUGAAUUAAGUAUUAGUGAAAGUGUCUUAGCAUUUGUUAAAUAUAUGUAGGUACAGGUGUAAAUUUUGUAACCUACAACAAUUUACGGGGUUAAUACAUAGGUCAUACUGAGCAACUUUUACUAUUGGACCAAUCAAAACAAAAACCCCGUAAAUUAUUGCAGGUGACAUUUGUGAAAUUUACACCCUGUAUUGCUUGCUUCAAUUGUAUUAAUAAUUUCUCUUUUUGUUUCAUAAAUAUAGUGUGUUGCUAUUGCUCUAUGUAUGAAUGCAAAGUUUCAUAAUUGUGAAAAACAGUGUAUGUGUCAAUAUGAAUUAAUAUUUUGCAUGGGUCUGAAAUAGAUAAUUUCAAUAGGCAGGUCCACAUUGAGCGAGAAUACGCGCGAGGCAAUUUCCUCUCGGCCGAGGCACGUCUACACUGCAGCACUGGCCGUUUUGUGCGCGAGGAAAUUGCCUCGCGCGUAUGCUCGCUCUGUGUGGACCCGCUUAAUAAGAUACAGAUGGUUAUGUUAAAAAUUACCUAAAUAGUUGUAUAUAGCCUACUAUAAUACAUAUUUUUAUAUGAAUUUGAUAAAUAAACUGUUAUAAUUGGCAAGGCUCAAAGAACAUAUUUAAAAUUCUAUACACCUGGUGCUUGAUAUUAUUAAACAAAAUGAAAGUAUAUAAUCUUAGAUUUAGGUAUAUUAUAAUUUGUAUUGGUCUCAUUCUUAUUGUGAUAUUCUAAAUUCUUUAGUUAAUAUUGUUAUUUGAAUAUAAAAUCUAACAAAAUAUAACAUUAUACGUAAAAUUAAA